Messenger RNA from Papaver somniferum (opium poppy), 2085 nucleotides. Its product is annotated as UNC93-like protein 1. The coding region runs from base 298 to 1713 and encodes 471 amino acids. The transcript is spliced from 3 exons. The record is from RefSeq and is a predicted model, not a curated record. Lineage: Eukaryota; Viridiplantae; Streptophyta; Magnoliopsida; Ranunculales; Papaveraceae.
AUAGUAGAGAUUCUUAAGGUUUAGUUUUUGUUUCUCACUGUGAUGGAUACAGUAUCUUCCGAUUGGCUGGGACCAUCAACCAAUCAGAUCUCCAUAUUCGUAUCCCAAUAAACAAUACACUCAUAAGGAUCCGCAAACCUAUGCUCUACAUAAAUUUCAUCGCUAGACAGAUAAUUGUAAGCUGCAAAUCCAAUAGUUUCGAUAGUCAACCCAUAAAAACCAGAUUACUCUAUUUCUCUAUAAGAAGGAGUAUCCAUUUCACAGAAUCAAGAAAACAAAACACCCAAUCAAGAAAUCAUGGGAGAAGAGUAUGUUAGAGAUGCAGAAACAGGGGAAACCCAAUUUCGACAAAAGACUCGUUUUAGAUACAAUUCCCCAUUGGUACAAGUUUGUAUGAUUGGUUUAGUUUGUUUUUGUUGUCCUGGUAUGUUCAAUGCAUUAUCAGGAAUGGGAGGUGGUGGUCAAGUUGAUCAUACAGCAGUAAAUAAUGCAAAUACAGCCUUGUAUACGACCUUUGCAGUUUUUGGUAUUCUUGGUGGUGGAAUUUACAAUAUUCUUGGACCAAGAUAUACUCUUUUUGCUGGUUGUUCUACUUAUGUUUUAUACGCAGGUGCAUUUCUUUACUAUAAUCAUUACAAACACCAAGCUUUUGCUAUUGUUGCUGGUGCUAUUUUGGGUUUUGGUGCUGGCCUUCUUUGGGCUGGUCAAGGUGCUAUUAUGACUUCAUAUCCUCCUCAACAUAGGAAAGGAACUUAUAUUGCAAUCUUUUGGAGUAUUUUCAACAUGGGUGGUGUUAUUGGUGGGUUAAUUCCAUUUGUAAUGAAUUACGACAGGACGGAGGCUGUUUCAGUUAAUGAUGGAACUUAUAUUGGUUUCAUGUUCUUUAUGGCAAUUGGUACUGUUCUCACCUUGGGAAUUUUACCACCUAGUCGUGUUGUUCGUGACGAUGGUAGUCGUUGUACUAACAUCAAGUAUUCCAAAGUUACGACUGAACUGAUUGAGAUUUUGAAAUUGUUCUUGAAUUGGAAAAUGCUCCUUCUGGUUCCAGCUUCCUUGGCUAGUAACUUGUUUUACAGUUAUCAGUUCAACAAUGUAAACGGUCUUUUGUUUAAUUUGAGAACUAGUGGGUUGAAUAACAUGUUCUACUGGGGAGCACAAAUGUUGGGAUCAGUUGGAAUCGGCCACAUAUUUGAUUAUAGUUUCGAGAGCCGAAGGAAGAGGGGUUUCAUCGGAAUUGGUGUUGUUGCUUUGCUUAAUACAGGCAUUUGGGCAGGAGGACUUGCCAACCAAUUGACAUACUCAGCUGAAGAUUUACCAGAAAAGUUAGAUUUCAAGAUUUCGGGAAGUAGGUUCGCAGGACCUUUUGUGUUGUAUUUCAGUUACGGAUUGCUGGAUGCAAUGUUUCAGUCAAUGAUUUAUUGGGUAAUUGGUGCUUUGGCAGACGAUUCUGAAACCCUUAGUAGGUAUGCUGGGUUCUAUAAAGGAAUUCAGAGUGCUGGAGGUGCAGCUGCAUGGCAAAUUGAUGCACACAAAGUCUCCUUGAUAGGACAGUUGAUUAUAAAUUGGUCUCUCACCACCAUAAGCUAUCCAUUGUUGGUGCUACUAGUUAUGUUGGCUGUGAAGGACAAAAACGAAGAUGAGGAUGGAGCAACAAAAGGUUCUGCUGUGACGUCUUCAUCCCUUUCUAACGGAAAUGAGGGCAAUGGAAAAUGAGAAACUAAAGCAUGUAAAACUACAACGUUAAGUUUCAUUUGCUUGACCUUGCAUAUACACAGUGAAUAUAAAAUGUUUGUAGUGCUGUUGUUCACUGUAACCAUCAAACGAAAGAAAAGAAUGGAUGACUGUUAGUUGUUUCUAGGAAUUUAGCUUUCAAGUAUCUAGUUGUCGAAAAGCUGAUUCAAGCUCUUGAAGUGCAAGAAGAAUUUGUUUCAUUUGUCUGUAGAGAUAUACUGAUGUUGCUUGAGCUCACUGUCAAACAGUCCAAUUAUAAGGCAACCCGAGAAGUUUCUCUCUUUUUAGCUCUGGUCAUCACUUUUGUGUAAUGCAAAUAACUGAAUAAGACUAUGCUCUCCCCUGAAGAUUUUC